Messenger RNA from Ruditapes philippinarum (Manila clam), 1147 nucleotides. Its product is annotated as acetylcholine receptor subunit beta-like. Gene Ontology annotation, biological process: monoatomic ion transmembrane transport; nervous system process; regulation of membrane potential. The transcript is spliced from 3 exons. Gene Ontology annotation, cellular component: synapse; membrane; neuron projection. The record is from RefSeq and is a predicted model, not a curated record. Gene Ontology annotation, molecular function: extracellular ligand-gated monoatomic ion channel activity; neurotransmitter receptor activity; transmembrane signaling receptor activity. Lineage: Eukaryota; Metazoa; Mollusca; Bivalvia; Venerida; Veneridae. Bases 1 to 1146 code for a protein of 381 amino acids.
AUGUACAAAGAACUGUUACGGGAUUUAUUUGAUGAUUAUGAUAUAAGAAUUAGACCUCGACUCAACCAAUCUUCUACUGUAGAGGUCAACACUUCAUUUACGCUUAAUUCUAUCGUCGAUUUUGACACAGCAGGACAAAGUAUUGUCAUAAUGGGAUUCUUUAUCAUUACAUGGUUUGAUGAAGUCCUUAAAUGGGAUCCAAACGAUUACGGAAAAACAAAUUAUUUCCGUGUGAGGCUUAAUGAUAUAUGGUACCCACAAAUUGAAUUUAGCAAGAAAAGUACUCUAUAUUUCCAGACUAACGAUGCAAGUAAAACCUUGGGUGAUAAAGAAACGGAAAUAGCUAAAAUCUCAUACAAUGGAUUUGUCGUGUGGACUCAUGAUGGGAUUUUCAACUCCAUGUGCAAAGUGACUGUUAAAUAUUAUCCAUUUGAUGUACAAACAUGCGAGUUGAUUUAUCACGCUGCCGGUGAAAACAAAGACACAGUGCUUCUAAAUGUGCCACAUGCUAAUCAUUACUUUAACCUUUUGGAAAACUCGGAAUGGCGUGUUGUUAAAACUACUGCAAAAGUUAUAGAUUCAUUCAAUACGAAUGUCAUGUUCAUCGUAGUCACUGUACAGAGAAGAGCAGAAUUUACAGUGUAUACAAUGAUUAUUCCUCUAGCAACACUUGCCGUGGUAAAUGUCUUCACGUUUCUUGUACCAAUUGAAUCAGGAGAGAAGGGAUCACUGUCUAUCACUCUGUUCCUCGCAUAUGGUUUCUUUACCACAAUUACCAGAGAUUCUCUUCCCCAUAACUCCAUUCAAGUAUCCUACUACAUUGUCUACGUCACUACCCUCCUCAUAUUCAGCGUCUUCACCGUUAUCUAUGUCAUUAUCGAAGCUAAGAUCAACUCUAGCAUAGGUUCAAACGAGAUAAACAUCUGUAAAAUAAAAUCAAAUCAAGUGAAAAGCGUUGACGCUAUGUCGAAAACAAAUGAUGAAUAUGAACUUGAAAACAUGCCUCAAAUGGACAAGACCUUGACAUGGAAUGAGUUUCUUAAGAAGAUGGAUAUUGUUAUGUUCUUGUUUAGCAUUUUAGCUAUGAGCAUUUACAGUACAGUGUUAUGGACAUACGUAUAUAAGAAAAGCAAAAUAUAUUCAUGAA